AACAAAAAUGGAAAAGAAAACGCACAAAAGGAACAUUUUUGAAUCAAAACCAAAUACUCAGCCAAAAAAGCAGCCCCCACCUCAGCACUCACCCAUCAUUCCUAUCAAGAAAGAGCUCUCUCUCUCUCUUCUCUCUCUCUCUCUCUCAACAAACCACAAUCACAUCCUCACCAUUCCCACAAAACAAAUGCAUUCCUUCACUCUUGUCAUUACUCUUUUAAAACCCUUGUCAAAUUAGUGUAAAUUUUUGGCUAAUUUUCUUAUUCUAUGAGUUGGGCCUAAUCUUGAUGAUGGGUUUUUUUGUUGCUUUUUGUGUUGAGUAGUAAGUAGGACUUGUUUGGUUGUUCUUGGUUUUUGUAAAAUGGGGAAUUGCUGGUGUAGAAGGAAAUCUUCAGUAUACAGAGUCUCCUCCAACACAAAGUCUGAGUCUCCGAAAGAUCAGAGCCCAUCAGUGAAAGCAAGGAAGGAUGAUAGUAAGCUACCAUCAAAUCCUGAAGAAGUAGAACACCUGCGUCGUAGUUGGGCUACAAAUCACUUGAUUGUGUUCACAUUCGAUGAACUAAAGAUGAUUACCGGAAAUUUUAGGCAAGAUCGCUUGUUGGGUGGAGGAGGAUUCGGAAGUGUUUACAAAGGGUUCAUCAAUAAUGAUUUAAAGGAGCGGCUUCAGCCCAUUCCUGUAGCUGUUAAGGUUCACGAUGGCGUUAACAGUUAUCAAGGUCAUAGAGAAUGGCUGGCUGAAGUGAUAUUUCUGGGGCAACUUUCUCAUCCAAAUUUGGUGAAAUUGAUCGGAUACUGCUGCGAAGAUGAGCACCGUGUACUGAUAUAUGAGUACAUGGCUCGGGGGAGUGUGGAAAACAAUCUUUUUUCAAGAGUUUUGCUUCCUCUUCCAUGGUCAAUUAGAAUGAAAAUUGCAUUUGGUGCUGCAAAAGGACUUGCUUUUCUCCAUGACGCCGAGAAACCUGUCAUCUAUCGUGAUUUUAAAACAUCUAAUAUUCUAUUAGACCUGGACUAUAAUGCAAAGCUCUCUGAUUUUGGCCUUGCAAAAGAUGGACCGGAAGGGGAUAAAUCUCAUGUCUCUACUCGCAUAAUGGGGACAUAUGGAUAUGCAGCGCCGGAGUAUAUCAUGACAGGCCAUCUGACUCCUAGGAGUGAUGUCUACAGCUAUGGAGUUGUUCUUCUAGAACUCCUCACAGGAAGAAAAUCUUUAGACAAAUCCCGACCAGCCCGGGAACAAAACCUUACAGAUUGGGCUCUCCCUUUGCUUAGAGAGAAGAAGAAAUUGCCGAACAUUGUAGAUCCAAGAUUAGAUGGAGAUUAUCCGAUUAAAGGAGCUCAAAAGGCAGCCAUGCUAGCUUAUCAUUGCCUAAACCGCAACCCGAAAGCAAGGCCUCUAAUGAGAGACAUUGUAGAUUCCUUGGAGCCACUCCAGGUUGCUGAUGACUUAUUAUCAACUGAGAAAUGUACUUUCACUGUGAUUUGUGAGAGUCCAAAUGCAGAGUUUCAAAGAAAAGAAGAUGCACACUGUAACUGACAUGCACGUCGGGUUUUUUCUCAAGCUUCUUCUCCAACUUUGACAUAGUUUUUUAGCAUUAUGUAUUACUUUUCUACUGUGUAUCUGAGAAGAGAAAUAUGCAACAUUUUUUUUUUUUAGGGGUUAGAAUAUAUGGUCUACAGUUAUCAGCAGUUGGUUUAUAUGGGAAUACAUUACUAAUGAAAAAAGAAAUAUAUUUGAAAGAAAUUUGCUUC
Messenger RNA from Cornus florida, 1746 nucleotides. Its product is annotated as probable serine/threonine-protein kinase PBL16. NCBI's taxonomy places the organism in Eukaryota, Viridiplantae, Streptophyta, Magnoliopsida, Cornales, Cornaceae. The transcript is spliced from 6 exons. Gene Ontology annotation, molecular function: protein kinase activity; ATP binding. Gene Ontology annotation, biological process: protein phosphorylation. The coding region runs from base 362 to 1531 and encodes 389 amino acids. The record is from RefSeq and is a predicted model, not a curated record.